Eucalyptus grandis is the source of this 925-nucleotide messenger RNA. Its product is annotated as remorin. NCBI's taxonomy places the organism in Eukaryota, Viridiplantae, Streptophyta, Magnoliopsida, Myrtales, Myrtaceae. The record is from RefSeq and is a predicted model, not a curated record. The coding region runs from base 67 to 672 and encodes 201 amino acids. The transcript is spliced from 5 exons.
UCACCUUUGCUCCCGAGCUGUCACUGGUGAUCACCCUCCUUGGCACCGCCCUUCGGUAAUUCAGCCAUGGCCGAAGAAGAACUCAAGAUGGUGGAGCCCCAGGCCCCGUCAGAGCCUCCACCGGACAUCGCAGAGGAGAAGCCCGUGAUCUCUCCGCCUUCCGAGGAGGAAGAGAAUUCCCGGGAACGCAAGGCCCUCGCCAUCGUCGAAAGUAGUAACGGGGUUUUGAAGUUUUCUCCGUUUCCAUCUUGCUUUUCACCCUUUGGCGUUAGAGAGGCUGUUGAGAUCGAAGGUUCUUCUCACCGAGGCAGGGAGCUAGCGAGAGUCGAAACAGAGAAGACGAGGUCUCUCAUCAGAGCAUGGGAAGAAAGUGAAAAGUGCAGAGCAGAGAACAAGGCUUACAAGAAAUUAUCUGCAAUUGAGGCAUGGGAGAACAGGAAAAUAGCAUCUACAGAAGCUGAGAUGAAGAAAAUUGAGGAAAUGCUGGAGAUAGAGAAGGCAGAAUAUGUGGAGAAAAUGAAGAACAAAAUUGCUCUCUACCACAAGGCCGCAGAGGAAAAGAGGGCGCAAAUAGAAGCCAAACGAGAGCAAGAUAUUCUCCAGACAGAGGAAUUAGCCGCUAAGUACCGCGCCAAAGGGACCACUCCCAGGAAGCUCCUCAGUAUUUUCUGAGGCUGAAGAUUUUUUUGGACAUGUUGUGUAACCAUCAAAUACAUACGUAGAUGUUAUUAUUUGGGCUCCAUUCGUUAGGCUAAUAUAUUAUCCGAGUGCUUCAUCGUUUUAACAUUUGCUGCUAAUUUGGCGUUAGUCGUCAUUGUUGGUAGCUGACUCUUCUCUGGUGUACAUGGCAGUUCUGUCGAACAUGUAAGAAACGUGCAUAAGUUCAGUUUAUGAACUUCAUGUGAACGAGGGUUUGCUUUAGACA